Arabis nemorensis is the source of this 414-nucleotide messenger RNA. NCBI's taxonomy places the organism in Eukaryota, Viridiplantae, Streptophyta, Magnoliopsida, Brassicales, Brassicaceae. The record is from the annotation of a GenBank genome assembly.
AUGGUUUCUUCACAAGAAGAAAAGAUCUUUUCACCAAAAGAAGACAACAUUGAUACUGAAAUAUUUUCCGCACCCAAAGUCGAAAAACGCAAGAUGACUGUUACGGGAUAUGACGCUUCGCUUCCUAAGGGUGGCUCUCAAACCGGAUGGUCUCUACAAGUUUGUGGCUUCUUCCUCCAAUUGGUGACAAGCACUGAUCUCAAGAGAGCUCUCGUUUAUAUUCGUGGAGAAGGCGCAGCAGAGAAGGCGGUGAAGCUUAAUGGUGGAUGCGAAUGUGAUGAGGAAGAAUGUAAGAUCGGAGUUGAUAAGGUUAUGCCGUCAGACCGUAACCCAAAUAGAGUGCUCCUUAACUGUGGCGGCCUUAAUCUCCCAGCUUGUUUUACUCCUCCGAACGCUAACAUGACUACGGAGUAG